Molecule: messenger RNA, 4077 nt
Organism: Chelonoidis abingdonii (Abingdon island giant tortoise)
Lineage: Eukaryota; Metazoa; Chordata; Testudines; Testudinidae
Gene: FIG4
Product: FIG4 phosphoinositide 5-phosphatase
Biological process (GO): phosphatidylinositol dephosphorylation
Cellular component (GO): intracellular membrane-bounded organelle
Molecular function (GO): phosphatidylinositol-3,5-bisphosphate 5-phosphatase activity
Source: RefSeq, a predicted model, not a curated record
CGCGCCUGCGCUCUGUCAGCCCCGCUUCCUAGAGUGGGGAAGUGACUAGGAGCGCCCUCUCCCCGCAGGGUCUGCCCGGGUGCGCCGCCCCCUUAGCUUCCAACCUGCCUCUGGUCUCACGCGGCCCUUCCCCGGCAGCUGUUGCCCCAGAGGCGAGGACACUGCCUCUCUCGCUGGUGCUGGAGCCCCCCGAGCGGCUCGAUAGCCUCGUCUGGGGGUCGCGGCUCGCUACGGGAAUUCGAUCGUUCCCUGCCUGUUAAACGUCUGUCCCCUUCCCCCGUUGCCGUGGAGCGGGCCCGGGGCCCGGAGCCCGCCAUGCCCGCCGCGGCGGCAGCGCCGAUUAUCCGCUGCGUGCAGAAGUUGGUGCUGUACGAGACCAGAGCUCGGUAUUUUCUUGUUGGGAGUAAUCAUGCAGAGACCAAGUAUCGUGUUUUGAAAAUUGAUCGCACUGAACCAACGGAUUUAGUUGUAAUUGAUGAUAAGCAUGUGUACACACAACAAGAGGUGAGGGAACUUCUUGGCCGCCUAGAUCUGGGAAAUAGAACAAAGAUUGGACAGAAGGGCUCCUCUGGGUUAUCUCGAGCUGUCUCUGCUUUCGGUGUCGUAGGUUUUGUUAGAUUUUUAGAAGGCUACUACAUUGUGUUAAUAACAAAAAGGAGAAAGAUGGCAGAUAUUGGAGGGCAUGCAAUAUACAAAAUAGAAGAUACAAAUAUGAUCUAUAUUCCAAAUGACACUGUACGAAUCACUCAUCCUGAUGAAGCAAGAUAUCUACGAAUCUUUCAAAAUGUGGACCUGUCUAGCAAUUUUUAUUUUAGCUACAGCUAUGAUCUGUCACACUCUCUUCAAUAUAAUCUUACCAUCCUGAGAAUGCCACUUGAGAUAUUAAAAACUGAAACAAUUCAGACUCGACCGGAGAGCUUUGAUAUCUUUGAAGAUGAGGGACUUACAGCACAAGGUGGAAGUGGUGUAUUUGGGAUUUGCAGUGAACCAUAUAAAAAGUAUGUGUGGAAUGGUCAACUGCUGGAUGUAGUUAAAAACACUGUUCAUCAUGACUGGCUGUUGUAUGUUAUUCAUGGAUUUUGUGGGCAGUCCAAACUGUUAAUAUACGGUCGUCCAGUGCAUGUCACUCUGAUAGCCAGAAGAUCAAGCAAAUUUUCUGGAACACGUUUUCUAAAGAGAGGAGCAAACUCUGAGGGGGAUGUUGCUAAUGAAGUAGAAACUGAACAAAUACUUUGUGAUGCUUCGGUGAUGUCAUUUUCUGCAGGGAGCUAUUCUUCUUACGUUCAAGUUCGAGGCUCAGUCCCUCUAUACUGGUCUCAAGAUAUUUCAACUAUGAUUCCCAAGCCACCAAUUACAUUGGACCAAGCAGAUCCAUUUGCACACAUAGCUGCACUUCACUUUGAUCAAAUGCUUCAGAGGUUUGGCUCUCCCAUUAUCAUUUUGAAUCUUGUCAAGGAACGUGAAAAAAGAAAGCAUGAAAGGAUUCUGAGUGAAGAACUUGUUGGUGCAGUGACAUAUCUCAAUCAAUUUUUACCCCCAGAACAUGCUAUUGUGUAUAUUCCUUGGGAUAUGGCCAAAUACACAAAAAGCAAACUGUGUAAUGUCCUGGAUAGAUUGAAUGUAAUUGCGGAAAGUGUAGUGAAGAGAACAGGAUUCUUUGUAAAUCGUCCUGAUUCCUACUGCAGCAUCUUGCGGCCAGAUGAAAAAUGGAAUGAACUGGGAGGUUUUGUUGUUCCCACUGGUCGCUUACAGACUGGUGUUCUUCGAACCAAUUGUGUUGACUGUUUAGAUCGCACUAACACAGCCCAGUUCAUGGUGGGGAAGUGUGCUUUAGCCUAUCAGCUCUAUUCUUUGGGGUUGAUUGAUAAACCCAAUCUGCAGUUUGACACAGAUGCUGUUAGAUUGUUUGAGGAGUUGUAUGAAGAUCAUGGAGAUACACUUUCUCUGCAAUACGGAGGUUCUCAACUUGUUCAUCGAGUAAAAACCUACAGGAAGAUAGCACCAUGGACCCAGCAUUCCAAAGAUAUUAUGCAGACGCUCUCAAGAUAUUACAGCAAUGCUUUUUCAGAUGCUGACAGGCAAGACUCAAUUAAUCUAUUUUUGGGAGUAUUCCAGCCUGCAGAAGGAAAACCUCAUCUUUGGGAACUUCCUACAGAUUUUUACUUGCAUCACAAGAACACUAUGAGUCUUUCACAGACAAGGCGAAGCUAUACCUACUGGUGGACACAAGGUGUAUUAAAUCAUUUACCACUGCCUUAUGAUGAGGUGACAUGCACUGAAAACAGAAGGAAGCUGAUAGUGAAGAAAUUUCACAAAUAUGAAGAAGAGAUUGAUAUUCACAAUGAGUUCUUUCGGCCAUAUGAAUUAAGCAGUUUUGAUGACACCUUUUGCUUGGCAAUGACCAAUUCUGUACGAGAUUUCAUGCCCAAGAAUGUUGGAAUUGAUCCUAGUCCAUUUACAGUGCGGAAACCUGAGGAAACUGGGAAAUCAGUGGUGGGGAACAAAAGUAAUAGAGAAGAAACUGUGCUGCAGCGCAAAACAGCUGCUAGUGCCCCUCCUCCCCCAAGUGAGGAAGCAGCAUCAAGUAGUUCUGAGGAUGAUUCUGGGACUGACAAAGAAGAUGAAGGAGCUGUUUCUCAGCGUUCCACUCCAGUAAAGAUGACAGAUACAAGCGAUAAUGUAAAAAUAACAGAGAACAUAGUUCAGUCCAUGAAAGAUAUAUAUGGGAUUAACCUCUCAGAUGUUCCUUCAGAGGAUGACCUCACAGUAUAUACAAGGUUUGUUCAAUUAGGACAGAAUCAACAUAAACAAGACAAGAGCAGCCAGCAGCUUUGUUCAAAACAUCAUCUAGAUGGGGUUAUAAAUAUAAUACACAUCUCCUCUUUUUCUCAAGACAACAUUUAUGAAGUCCAGCCUCCUAAAGUAGAUAAGAAAUCAAUUGAUAUCUUCCACGCUCACAUCCAGGCUGGCAGAGGUACCAUGCAGCCACUGAUAAAAGAAGACAUCCUCAUGUACAGAGAGUACAUUAGAAACCGAUAUAUGUGAAAACAGACUGUAUUCAACUGCUUAGCAUUGCUGGAGUGAUGGUACAAAUCAGUUUAGAAAGGAAGUCCAAGUUCAGCUAUUUUGUGGUGGUAAAACAAUGCAAUUAUUUAUCAACCUGUAUCUUUCUGAAUGAUUUCAUUUUUGAGAUAUUGUGUGCUUUGCAAAAAUAAAAAUGUGACUGAAGAUGUAUUCUCUUGGAUUGGAAAAAUAACAGUAUGUCUAAAAUCAGAAAAACUAAAUACAACUGCAAUUAAAUAUAUAGUAAUUUGAGAUAAGAAAGUAAACAGAGUAUUUAAAUUUAACAUUAAUUGAAACUACAACUAUAUGUAACACAAGAAAGAAACUUAAGUACCACAGUUAGCUCAUGACAGAAAAGCUCUGUUUUCAAUUGAAUGUUCUGUCAUUUGUUGAAAUUUGUUUGUUUAGCAAAAUAUGUGUGUAUGUUUAUAGCAAAGAUGGAAGAGGGGUCAGUUUGGCCCAGGUAUGAAACUGAAAAGUUAAAUCUAAAGUAGCAGACUUCAAAGCCAUAAUCCACCUCCAGUGUAGUUCUAUUGCAGAUAGCAACACUGGAAGCUGUAGUGUAGACCAAACAAAGGUGUUCUAAUGACCUAAUCAGUGUGGAUUUCUGUCAGGUUCCUUUGAAGUAUAGUGACUUUAUAAUUAUUGUGACUCAGUAAACAAUUUUGAGGAAUGAAUGCUCACUCUACUUAGAGACCAGUUUCAGACCAUAAAUUAGCAACUUCAGUUAAGGUUCAGAAAGAUGGGCUCUGCCUGAUAUACUGAGAGAUCUCUUGAACAACUGGAUAUACCAAGAAUUUUCCUAUCUCUGGACUGGUAAAAAGUCAGCGAAUUAAUAACUUUGAGAAACUGAAUACUGACUGUUCUUCUCAUCCCAGGCAAGCAUGGCCACAACUACAGUUACUAGCUUCUGCCAGCAGACUGGAGCUUCAGAUAUGAAGCUGCAUACUGAAAAGCAUAUUCUAAUGUUUACAGAGUAAGGAACUGCUCUCGUAAGUCAGUAAAAUUGAUUUG